CACGUUCACAUUCUCAUUUUCUGAAAAUAGUUCUAUCCAGUAUGUUUAAAAUAUAAACUUGAUUUAUACAAAGGAGUGGAAGCUGAUUGAAAAACGGAUUUCAUGGGGAAGAAAAACAGAAGCAAGUAUGGCCGCAAAUGGGGAAACGCUUUUGUUUCAACAGAUCUGAUGGAUAAUGUCGAUGGACGUGUUCAAAAGCAUUGCGAACCAUGCUGUAAAGAAAAGAAGACAACACCUGCUAGUUUCUACUGUAAGCACUGCAGAGAAUUCCUAUGUUUAGAAUGUUCCUCUCAACACAAUCGUUUUGGCUUUAUGUCAGAUCACAAAAUUGUUGAUUGGCAAACAGAAGAAACCGACGAAGAUGAUGUUGACAUGUUUGACUAUGACCAAUGUGAAUUGCAUGGUGCCUGCGUUGAAAUAUAUUGUGAAGAUCAUGACGUUUUGAUUUGUGCAAAAUGUGCUUUCAUUGACCAUAAAAAGUGUAAAAAUGCAAAUCAAAUUGACGAAAUAUCCAUGAACAAAACUAUUGAAGAAUUCCAAAAACAGAUUACAAUUUGUAACGAGAAUGCAAAGGAAAUCAUUGGAAGCUUCAAUGAAAUCGGUUUCAAGGAAAGAGAAGAAGUUAGAGCAAAGGCUUUAAAGAUGAAAUCGGAAGAAUGUGCGAAGAUUGAUAUAAAGCUAGAAGGAUUUCUAAGUGCAAUUGAAUCUGCAGCAAAAGACGCUAGAUCUUCAAUGAACCAUGAACUGUCUGCAGUAUCAAAUAUUCACGUUGAAUUGGAACAGUGGAUAAGGAGUUUAAAUGUUGCUUCCAAACAAGGUUUAACUGAUAAAUGUUUUAUCCUCAGCAAAUCGCUAAGAACUAAAGUCAUGAAACAUGAAGAAUUUCUGAGACAACAAAACCUAGACAGUACUUCUCUCUCGAUACACACAGAACAUAUGUUUAAGGAGAGUGGUAUUCAACAGAAGCAUGAUGUUGCUGUCCAAGUUAAUAGCUCUGACAUUUCACAUCAAAACGAGAAUACCAAACCAAUCAAGAACACUGUGAUCAGAAAAACAGUUUCAUUGCAAAGACAGGUUACACUGUCCGUUGAAACAUACUCAGAUAACGAAGACCCAUUCAUCAGUGGUAUAGACUUUCUCGAAGAUGGAAGGUUGGUUGCUCUUGAUAAUGCGAACAACAAGUGUUUAGUUUUAGGAGGAAAUCUGCAUAUUCUUGGGCAACCAUUUACAUUUUUUACCAAACCACUUGAUAUUUGUGCUUAUAAAGGAAACCAAGCCGCAGUCACAAGUGGGAACUAUAUUUAUUUUCUAGUUGUUGACCAAUUUAACACAACCAGACUUAUUCGAAAAGUAUCCACAUCAGCUUCAUACUUUUCCAUAUCCAGGUUCAACCGUUCAGGGUUUCUUUGUAGCGCAUACAGGGAUGCCAAAGCGCCGAUCCGUGAAGUGGAUUUCGAGGGAAACGAGAUCGAUUUUAAAGACCUCUCAUUUGCAGACAUCAAAUUUGAAUUCUAUCAAAGUUUCAGUGCGUAUGCAGAACAAUUAGGAAUAAUAAUACUAACAGAUUUUGAUUCCAACAAACUAUACAUGUUCAACACACACACAGGGGAAACAAUUUGUGUAGAAGAUAAAAGGAUUCAAGGUCCGCGACAAGUAGUCAUUGGAUCUGAGGAAACUGUACUCGUCUCUUGUGAAAAGAACAGCUCUGUUUGCCGUAUUAACUUUGAUGGUCAGGUCUUACAGUCAUUUGAAGUUGAAAUGCAACAUCCAAGUGCCUUAUGCAUAUCAAUUGACGGAACAAAACUAGUUGUGUCCAACAGAAGUGAAACAAUGCGAACAAUCCAACAGUAUGAACUUACCUAUACACUUAACAAAUAGGGAUUGAAAACAGCUUAUGAACAGAUGAUAUCAAUGUAGUGUUCAAACGAAGAUUAGAGUAUAUUGGUAAAAUGAAAACCUUAAAUAAAGCUUUAACGGUAUGAAUAAAUUUGAGUAGAGUAGUUAGUAGUAGAAGUAGUAGAAGUAGUAGUUGUUGUAGCAGUAGUGGUAGUAGUAGUAGUAGUAGUACUAGUAGUAGUAGUAGUAGUAGUAGUAGUAGUAGUAGUAGUAGUAGUAGUAGGUAAAAUUAAAAAUUGUUGCUGUUCUGCUUAAAAUGGUUUAUUCAUUUCAUUUGUAAAUUAUGGAAACAUGUUUUAUUAGAUAAAUUUAUACAAGAAUUCCUUAACAUUUUCUAGUCGUAUCGCUUUAGUUUCGAACCACACUGGUCCAUAUUGAGGACAGGUGAAUACCAUUUUCAACCUGUCGUUUUUCGUAUCUUGACUACAAUUGCUUUAUUAUAUUAUAUUAUGUGAUGUUAUCUUAUCACUUAUCAUUCUCGUUCAAGUUUCUCUCCAUUGUUCAAACAAAUCGAAACAUCUGACUCGCCAUUUCUAUUAUUAUCAGGCAACGAUUGACGCAUAUGACGUUUUAAAAUCUGUGUCAGUAGCCGUGUUAUUGACUAUAUUCAGACAUAUUUCUGGCAAAUAAAGUUGCAGGCAUCUGAGAACCGUUGCUUUAGAUCAUGAGCGGUCAGCUUACCUAACUAAGUAAUAAGUAACAUAACGUUUAGACAAAGUGCAGUUGUCAGAAACAAAAAAGACCUGAUAAUUGAUCAGAAACUGUGUUGCAAUUGUAAAAUAACAGCAUAUUUAAAGCAUGUUUGACAUCGCUCUUAAAACAGGGGGUCUUCGCGACAUUGAUCCUACUAUCUUUUUACCAUGAUAGCGAAAUGACUCCGUAUUUAGACUGGU
Molecule: messenger RNA, 2789 nt
Organism: Mya arenaria
Lineage: Eukaryota; Metazoa; Mollusca; Bivalvia; Myida; Myidae
Exons: 2
Coding region: 103-1878 (591 amino acids)
Biological process (GO): positive regulation of DNA-templated transcription
Cellular component (GO): nucleoplasm; chromatin
Molecular function (GO): ubiquitin-protein transferase activity; zinc ion binding
Source: RefSeq, a predicted model, not a curated record